Penicillium olsonii is the source of this 1170-nucleotide messenger RNA. The record is from the annotation of a GenBank genome assembly. Lineage: Eukaryota; Fungi; Ascomycota; Eurotiomycetes; Eurotiales; Aspergillaceae.
AUGCUGCAGCCUUCAACACUUCUCCUAUUCACUUCUCCAAGCCACUACUCUCACUGUUCAUUAAUCGUCGAUAUGCCCGGACAUCUCGGCCAAAAAGUCCUGAAGACUUUAGGAAUUGACAAACAUGGCGAUCACCAAAAUACAUCUUCGGAGAUUCGGCUACCAGGCAGAGCAGCUGUGAACAGCGACGAGCGCGCCCUAUCAUCCCCUCCAAACAAUGGAACAUAUCCGCGACUCUGCCGACUUUCCGAUGGAACCAUCCUCUCAUCCUUUACUCGCUUCCCUGACGGGCAACGAUCCCUUCGCGUCGCCCGAAGCACCGACAACGGUCAAUCAUUCGAGGACUUCUCCGAGGUGACUCGCGCAUCCGGUGAUGUCGACAAUAUGUUCUUGUGUGAGGUAGCUCCAGGCACAGUUCUUGCGGCAUUCCGGAACCACGACGUGGGUCCACAUGGCCCGACACACUUCCGCAUCACAGUCUGUCGCUCCACAGAUGGUGGCCGCGUAUGGCAAUAUGCGUCCCAAGCAGCCGAGAAGCGUCCCCCUCUGGGAAUCUGGGAACCUUUCAUGCGUGUCGGACGUGAAGGCGAGGUACAACUGUAUUUCUCGCAGGAGUUUGCCCACAACAACCAAUGCACCAUGCAAGUCAUCUCACGGGAUCAUGGAAGUACCUGGUCUGCACCAAAAUGCUUGCAUGGCGUCGAGGAUGCUCUUCGGGAUGGCAUGAGUGGUAUUGCUCGCACCUUCGAUAACGGACGAGAAGCACUACUCAUGGUAUUCGAAACUACCCGUUACGGCCCAUUCAGUGUCGAGGCACUUCUAUCGUACGACGAUGGCCACAACUGGGGUUGGCGCCAUGAGGUAUUCCGCCCGAAACACGGCCACAAUGCAGGGUCUCCCCAGAUUGCAUCUUUCGCCGAUGGGUCGUUGGCGGCGAUCUUCAUGACGGAUGAAGACUCGGAGCAUGUGCAAUGGGUCAAGAACGCUUCUAUCAAGGUUGUGUUUGCGGGCCCUCCAUCUGAAGGACGUGUUCAAUGGAGUCAACCAUCCUUUGUCUCCCCGGCUAACAGCUUCUGGCCUGGAAUUUUGGCUCUCGAUCAUCAUACCGUGCUGGCCACGUACGACCGGGGAGGCCCCCUUGCCAAAACAAUUACCUGGCACCCGCAAUAG